This is a messenger RNA of Coccomyxa subellipsoidea C-169, 1140 nucleotides long. RefSeq lists its product as hypothetical. The record is from RefSeq and is a predicted model, not a curated record. Lineage: Eukaryota; Viridiplantae; Chlorophyta; Trebouxiophyceae; Coccomyxaceae. The coding region runs from base 1 to 1140 and encodes 379 amino acids. Gene Ontology annotation, molecular function: protein binding. The transcript has 7 exons.
AUGGUGGGGCAUCUGGUUGCAUGCGGCAAUGCAAUGUACCUCUUCGGAGGCCGUGACAUUCUCGACAAUGGGAAGCUGCGCGCGACGAAUGACAUGCACAAAUUUGUGCCCAAUUGGAAGGAGGAGAAUGGAGUCAUGACUGACCUCACCAGCAUUGUGUGCACCAGAGUGGCUGCAGGGGUGGCAUCGAACGAGGACAGGGCGGUGAUUGUGGGGGGUUGGACCGCUGCGCGCCCAGAGGUCACCAGAGCAGAGAAGGUCCUAUGGCUGGCAGACGUCUGGGAGUACCACUUUGACCUGAACUGCUGGAUCCAGGUGGUGCCGGCGGACAAGAAGCAGGCCUGGAUCUCAGGGCGCCAGACUUCUGCAUGCGGCUUCGUGGACAACGACACGCUGCUGUGUGUGGGCGGCCACGGGCCAGCAGACCCGACAGAGCGCAACAUGCUCGCCCACUUCACAUACACCCCUGGACCGGCCCUCGCUCUGCAUGCCAGCUUGAACAAACAGGGCCGCUGGAGGGAUCCGUCAGUGGAGCGCGCAUGCAAAGCAGUGGCAGAGCUGAGGUCUGCCGGGGAGUUGGCGCAUGUGCCGGAGAAGAUGCAGCAGCUUUACGGGGCCCCGGAAGGGUCCGUAACGAUGUUGACACCAGACGUGUGGAACAUAGCAACCGGCAUACUCACCCCUAGCGAUGACAGCAACCUAGGGGUCAGGAAUGCGCUGCCCCCGGGUUGCAAGCUGUGUCAAGCGCUCCAGCUUCCUCUGAGGCCGUUGACUGACCAGGGCUUCUGGGGCUCGGGGUGCCGCCCCUUUGAGCUGACGCCUCGCUGGCUGACAUCACCCUGUGAGGUCAGCGCCAACCUCAUUGCCUCCCGCCCAGAUGAGUCACAGAACCAGCCUGGCACCAUGCGGCACGUGGUAAAACAGUUGGGCACAGCCAAGGCAGCAGCGGAGUACUUCAGACUGUGCCAGCCAGACUUGGCGCCAGAGUCAGAUCAAGAUUAUUCUGCCAGGUGGCGCCCUGUGCAGGUGUGCCGGGGUUGCCGCCUGGUGCGCUACUGCUCACCAGAGUGCCAGCUGGCAGACUGGGAGAACCAUAAGCCAGUCUGCAAGCAUUUUUCUGCGCCUGACAAGAGCGCUUAG